ACAAAACAUAUUGAUCCUAAAUGUAAAAUUUGUGUAAAAAACAACAAAAGAAGUAGUCUACAUACUUUAACCCAUUCAGUCCCGUUGACGCCAAAUGGCAUCAAAGAGUUUUUGGCUCAUCUCCCCAAUAACGUCAAAUGACGUCUCAUGCCUUUUUGCACAUUUCCCCACGGACGUCAUUUGACGGUUUGACUUCUUGUUGCUCAUUGGCUCAUUUAAACUACUUGGAUUGUUCAGUAACAUAAAGAAAACAAUAGAGAAAUAAAUUUACUUUGUUUUUAUGCAAAAAUAUGGGUUUGGUCCCGUAGUGAAAUCGUGAGAAAAACCGUUACGAAUUUCAGUCGUUUAACUUUGUCAACAAUGGAUAGCCUAGUUCGCGACAUCUUUGGAAGCAGUGACGAAGAGGAGGAUUUUUUUGGAUUUGCUGAUGAAGAGCUUGGGGAACUUUCUGACAUCGAUGUUUCUCAAAUAUCAGAGAAUAGUUCGUCGGAAUCAGACGAUGAUGAAAGAGCAAGGAACGGACAUUUUUCCAGUGACCUUUCGAAGGUUGUCAUAAGAAGCUUUUGCGGGAAGGAACCUGUAGGCCCAACAAAUGUUCUUGGCCGUGAAAAAACAGAAAUAGAUUUUUUAAAUCUGUUUUUUCCUAUGCAGAUUUUUGAAAUUCUUGCCACACAAACAAAUUUGAAAUUCUUGCCACACAAACAAAUCUAUACGCAAGACAGAAGAAUUCCCUGCAACCAGACCCGCUUUGGACAGAAACAAAUUCGGCUGAACUAAAAACCUACUUCGGCAUGCGUUUGUUCAUGGCCAUCAUCAACAUGCCAGAAAUGAAGAUGUACUGGUCCGAAGAUGCCGUUUUUGGAGGAUCUUUCUUAAAAAAAAUAAUGGCAAGGAACAGGUUCGACAAAAUAACACAGUACCUGCAUGCAAAUGAUAGAACAAAGAUGCCAGGUAAAGAAGACGAGAACUAUGACAAACUCUAUCUGGUUAGGCCUAUUUUGGAAAUUGUGAGGGGCAACUGUUUAAAAAACUACAACCCGCACAUGGAAUGUGCUGUCGAUGAAGCCAUGGUUGCAUUCAGAGGAAGGCUUGAUUUCCGACAGUAUUUGCUGUCAAAACCGACCAAAUAUGGGAUCAAAAUUUGGAUGCGGGCAGAUUCCCACAACGGCUAUUGUAACGAUUUUAGCGUUUACUUGGGGAAGCCUAAAGAUGGUACUCGUCAGGUAGGCCUUGGUAGAAAGGUAGUUGAAGACCUAACAGAGCCACUGUAUGGUACGAACAGUCACAUCUACUGCGAUAAUUACUUCUGCAGUCCUGCACUUUGCAAGUCUUUGCUUGAGAAAGGCUUGUAUUGCUGCGGAACUGUCAGAUCAAAUGUAAAGGGGCUCCCUUUCGAUCUUGACUCGAAGAAAAAGGUGAACAACCUCAUAAAGGAUGGCGGAGAUUCCAAGCAAUUCCAAAAUGAUGGGAUUCUUGUUUCUGCUUGGCGCGAGAAGAAGGGGCGCAAGCCAGUUCUGGUUGUAUCAACAAAUACCGAUUCAAGCGAAGGCCCAACUACUAUCAAUCGGCGUCAAAAAGAUGGGACCAUGAAGGAAGUUCCUUGCGUUUGGCCAAUUGUCAAAUACAACAACUUCAUGAAUGCCGUUGACCACAGCGAUCAGCUUCGCACACUAUAUCCUACAGCCCGCUCAACGAAGCGCUGGUGGCUUUAUAUUAUGUGGUUUCUGUAUGAUAUUAGCCUGGCAAAUGCUUUCAUUUGUUUUAAGGAAUCAGAAAACCACAAAAAGAUCAACUCAAGAGGCAUUGCCGUAGCCCCAAGUGUCUUGUCAUUCAAGAAGGCAAUUGCAAAGUACCUCCUUGAAGGCCAAAACUAUCGCAAGCGAAAGGCCUCCAAGGGAGGACUUUCUGAUCAUGGACACUUGCCAAAAAAAGUGAAGACUGCCAGAAGAUGCAAAAACUGCAUUGCUGAGAAGAAACGGGCUGAAUCAAGGAUCGUUUGCGACGGGUGCAGCAACGAUGAUUCUGUCCAUCUUUGCAUUGACUGUUUUAGGCCUUUCCACGAAAAGAACAAUUAAUUUUUUGACCUUUUUAACAAUUUUCUAACCACCAUAGUGUUUUACUUAAGUAAUUUAACUCUUUUGCAUUGUUUCUUCUCUUGUAUGUUUUUUAAAAGACCCAAUGGUUUUUGAAAUACAUGCAUUUUUCUCAAGUUACCUCAGUUUUUAAAUUUUUUGCCAUAUUGUCUGGGGAGAAGAGCCAAAAUCACGAAAAUGAGGCUAGGGGUAAGUGCAUGAGAAAGCAAAAAUGUCUGGGACUGAAUGGGCUAAACAUGUCAUACUCCUACAUACAUACUCCAGUGAUGAGGGUGCUUAGUCCAAAGAUUCAACAAGUAAGAUUAAUUUUCUGAGAAAAAUUGGUCUAGGAUCAUCACAUUCAACUUGAUUGACACAAUGUGGCCCAAAGUGAGAUGUCAGGUUGUUUGGUUUGAAAAAUGAUAUGUUUCUGGUAACACAUGAAAUCAAAACAAUCCAUAAUUAUUCAUAUGGCUGUGCAUACCUCUUCGAAGAACCCUCAGUGGUUUCCCCUUAUGGUCCAAGUAUCUGAAACUACCAUCGCUCCAAAAAUUUACUAGAAAGAUGAAAC
Molecule: messenger RNA, 2643 nt
Organism: Rhopilema esculentum
Lineage: Eukaryota; Metazoa; Cnidaria; Scyphozoa; Rhizostomeae; Rhizostomatidae
Source: RefSeq, a predicted model, not a curated record